UUCUAUGACUAGGUCAAGUAAGGACAGCUGAAUUGACUUGACUGUAGAAGCACAUCUUCAGAGUUUGUGUGAAGGUCCUGAAAAUUAGCCUCUUGUAGACUCAGUUAGGCAAUUGGAGUAAACAUAACUCAGAGGUUUUGCUGUGAAAACCAGAAGUGUUUUGCAUAUUAACUAUAGGUUGUAGCCACUGUCUAUAGAAUAGCUGCGCAGCGGAUCCAACACCUCAUGUUUUCGCAGAGAAAGCCGAAUUGACUCUGUAUGUGUUAAGGGUUUCUUGUGUACUUUGGGAAGACACAACGAAUAAGCAUGGCAAGAUAUGAAAGUCAGAGACGUAAACAACAUGACAGGUGAAGGAGCUGCGGAAGCUGGAGAUGAAGCAUUGGUACACGGUAGAGAUAGUCUGCGUCUCUAUCUUGGUUGGUUACGCAAUCAACUACUUCACUGGAAAACGUGAGAAUGAAAACCUCGCUUUGGCUUGGGCCUCAAAAUUUUGUGUUAAAGACUCGAUAUUAGAGAAAAACUUCAGUUUGUUGGGAGUUGGUGAAGGAGAGGACUCGCCGUUAAUGCUGAAAGAAGCGGCGAACGUGUUAAAGUUCUACGCGAGCGGGCGUAGGUAUUGUCAUGGGCUAUUGGCGACCAUGGAGCUUAAGAGCCGGCACAAUUUGAUAUUGAGGCUCUUCAACUCAGUUGUACCUUGUAAAGAUGAGAUCAGUUUCGAAGUGCACAUGAACGAUGAAGCCAUGGAUCACAUCGUGUUUGCAAUGGUGAGGAAAAAUGCUAUGAAAACGAUGCACAAGGAGCUGAGGGAUCUACAGAGGUUUGGAGGAAUGGUGCCCGUUCCCGGGGGGAGGAAGUGGGUAUCAGAGGAGUUAGCUGUGAUGUCCGAGUCUAAGGAGGUAGCUAGGGAUAUGAUUACAGAUCUGGUACUUGGUAAGGUUUUUGGUGACAAGUCAUUCGAAAAGUUUGGGAAGUAUUUCAUAUCAAUGCAUUUUUCGGACCAACAUCCUGGUAAACACAGGAAGAUGCUGCUUUUCAAGUUUGCCCUACCAGAUGCUGAACACAUGGAUGAUACGGUUCGGUUGGUAACACUUAUUCCGUAUUACAUUGACUUAGUUGGACGCUACAAGUUCAGCUCACAGGCUGAUGCGGCUAUACACGAGAUGAGGAGGCAAGGUCCAACCGCACCGGUCAGCUCAAUCAAAAAUUCCAAAAAGACCAAGUCAAUUGGCUAAGUCGUCUUCCCUUUUGUUUAAGUUUUGCAAAUAACAGAGUGAAGUUAUCCUCGUCUGUACUUUUCAUUUGUGAUUCCAAGUUUGUAUGUCUCGAAUAAAAAAACAUGACAAGUAUGAAGUAUGAGUUCUAAAACCCAUUUAAUCUCUUA
This is a messenger RNA of Camelina sativa (false flax), 1381 nucleotides long. RefSeq lists its product as uncharacterized. Gene Ontology annotation, molecular function: calcium ion binding. Gene Ontology annotation, biological process: endoplasmic reticulum calcium ion homeostasis. Gene Ontology annotation, cellular component: endoplasmic reticulum. NCBI's taxonomy places the organism in Eukaryota, Viridiplantae, Streptophyta, Magnoliopsida, Brassicales, Brassicaceae. The record is from RefSeq and is a predicted model, not a curated record.